CCGUGGGAGGACGUGUAGGUGAUAUUGAUCGUGUUUGUGUUUAAGGUGGUCCGUGGGAGGACGUGUAGGUGAUAUUGAUCGUGUUUGUGUUUAAGGUGGUCCGUGGGAGGACGUGUAGGUGAUAUUGAUCGUGUUUGUGUUUAAGGUGGUCCGUGGGAGGACGUGUAGGUGAUAUUGAUCGUGUUUGUGUUUAAGGUGGUCCGUGGGAGGACGUGUAGGUGAUAUUGAUCGUGUUUGUGUUUAAGGUGGUCCGUGGGAGGACGUGUAGGUGAUAUUGAUCGUGUUUGUGUUUAAGGUGGUCCGUGGGAGGAUGUGUAGGUAGUGCUCUUGGAAACCCCGGGGGACGCCAUGUCAGAAGAGGCGAUCUCAGAGAGUGACCUGGAGCCCAGUCUCAACAGUGAACAGGAGGAGGAUGAUGAGGAGAUGGGAGAGGAAGCUGACGGAGAGAAUGACGCUGACGAUGACGACGACGACGACGACGACGAUGACGACGACGAUGAUGAUGAUGCAGCAGACCAACUUGAGGGAAUGGAGAUGGGCGAACAGGUGGAGCGACCAAGCCCCACCCCUUCCUCGUCCCAGUCCAGUGACUCCGCCCCCUCCACACCCCACCAGCCCUCCUCCAGACCGCCCUCCAGGCCACUGUCCCAGCCCUCGUCCAGGUCCACCUCAAGACCUUCAACACCCCAUGGGUCUCAGGGUCAGUCUGCCGCCGGGUCCAGCCCCGAGGGUGGCAGCAACACCAAGAGGAGGUCCAAGAAGAAGAAAGAAGAGGAAAAGAAGAAGAAAAGCUCAAAGCCCGCCAAACCCGCUCACCUGAGGAGGAACAUCAGGAAACUGCUGAAGAAACAUCAGCUGGAGCCGGGGACUAAAGCCGCCCAGCAGGAGGAGCUGGAGAGGAGAAAACGAUUGGAGCAGCAGCGCAAGGACUAUCCAUUACCUGCAGUGGACAUCCCCCCCUUGGCAGCUGUCGUUAAGGGUGAAGUGAUCUGUCUGGACAGUAGUGGAGAUGAGGGAGAUACCAGAGAAGUCGCGCCACCUCCAAAACCAACACCCAGAGAUGAUGUGAUUGAGCUGAGCUCAGGUGAUGAAGACACACUGCCCAUCAGCAGUGAUGAUGACGACGCGCGAUCAGGAACGCCCGGUACAGAGGAGAGCAGCGGCUCGCACGUCGACGACACCCAGAAUCAACCGGACCCUCAGGGCAGAGUGCUGGUCAACAUUAAUCACCCCGCCGAGGAGGACGACCUGUUCCUCGCCCCGCAGCUCGCACGCGCCGUCAAACCUCACCAGAUCGGCGGGAUCCGUUUCCUGUAUGAUAACCUGGUGGAGUCUCUGGAGCGCUACAAGACCAGCAGCGGGUUCGGCUGCAUCCUGGCCCACAGUAUGGGUCUGGGCAAAACUCUGCAGGUCAUCUCGUUCAUAGACAUCCUGCUGCGGCACACAGGAGCCAAAACCGUGCUCGCCAUCGUCCCUGUGAACACUUUGCAAAACUGGUUAGCAGAGUUUAAUCUGUGGUUGCCUUCGGCUGAGUCCAUUCCUCCAGACACCGACCCGGCCCAGAUUUCCCCCCGAACCUUUAAAGUGCACAUCCUCAAUGACGAGCACAAGACGACGGCAGCCCGGGCGAAGGUGGUGGACGAGUGGACGAGUGCCGGCGGGGUUCUGUUGAUGGGAUACGAGAUGUAUCGUCUCCUCUCCCUCAAAAAGAGCUUCGUGACCGGUCGCAAGAGAAAGUCAAAAAAGCCUGCUGUACCGGUCAUCAUCGAUCUGGACGAAGAGGACAGACAGCAGGAGCUCAUGAAAGGGAUUGAGAAGGCUCUGUCGCGGCCAGGUCCAGACGUGGUGAUUUGUGACGAGGGUCACCGCAUUAAAAACUGCCACGCCAGCACAUCUCAGGCCCUGAAGAACAUCCGCUCGCGGCGCCGCGUGGUGCUGACCGGCUAUCCGCUUCAGAAUAACCUGACCGAGUACUGGUGCAUGGUGGACUUCGUGCGGCCCAACUUCCUCGGCACGCGGCAGGAGUUCAGCAACAUGUUCGAGCGUCCGAUCCUGAACGGUCAGUGUAUCGACAGCACGCCGCAGGACGUCCGGCUCAUGAGGUACCGCAGCCACGUCCUGCACAGCCUGCUGGAGGGCUUCGUACAGAGGCGUGGUCAUGACGUGUUGCGGACGCAUCUUCCCACUAAAGAGGAGCACGUAAUCCUGGUGCGUCUGUCUCCCCUGCAGAGGGCGCUCUAUAAAGAGUUCAUGAACCGCUUCCGCGAGGCGGGGAACAGUGGCUGGCUGGGCCUGAACCCCCUGAAAGCCUUCUGUGUCUGCUGCAAGAUUUGGAACCAUCCAGACGUUCUCUAUGAAGCCCUGCAGAAGGAGAAUCUGGCCAAUGAGCAGGACCUCGACCUGGACGACCUGAACUCCACCUCAGCAACCCGCUGCACCGCCCCAGGCUUAAAAAACAAAAACUCUGACCCGGCGAACAGUAAAGGGGGGCUGCCCGGAAUGGCCCUUGCGCCUCUACAGGAACGGGCUAACCAGGUCAUCACCUAUGAAUGGGCUAAGGACAUCAUGAGUGGCUAUCAGACUGGCGUUCUGGAAAACUCCGCUAAGAUGGUUCUGCUUUUCCACCUGAUUGACGAGAGCGUCAGCAAAGGAGAUAAAAUCCUCGUCUUCAGUCAGAGUCUGUCCACCCUGACGGUCAUCGAGGACUUCCUGUGUCAGAGGCCGAUGCCCAUCAAAACGGGGGAGCAGAGUCAGAACUGGGUCCGCAGCAUCAACUACUACAGAUUAGAUGGGAGCACCUCUGCCUCGGAGAGAGAGAGGCUCAUUAAUCAGUUUAACGAUCCUGCCAACACCACAGCCUGGGUCUUCCUGCUGUCCACCAGGGCGGGGUGUUUAGGGGUGAACCUGAUCGGGGCGAACCGGGUGGUCGUGUUUGACGCUUCGUGGAACCCGUGUCACGACGCGCAGGCCGUGUGUCGCGUGUAUCGUUACGGACAGCGCAAACCCUGCUACAUCUACAGACUGGUCUGUGACUUCACGCUCGAGAAGAAGAUCUACGACCGGCAGGUCUCCAAGCAGGGCAUGUCUGACCGCGUGGUGGACGAUCUGAACCCCGUUCUGACCUUCACCCGGAAGGAGGUGGAGUCUCUGCUGCACUUUGUGGAGGAGGAGCCUGAUAAGAACCAAUCAGAAUCACUGCCUAAUGAGGAGGUGGAGGGGGUCAUCAGAGAGGCCUGUCUGCGCUAUCCUCACCUCAUCACCAAGCAACCCUUCCACCACGAGUCUUUGCUGAUGGACCGUAAGGAUCUGAAACUGACCAAAGCAGAGAAGAAAGCUGCUAAGAAGAGUUACGAGGAUGAGAAGAGAGCAUCGGUGCCCUACCAGCGGCCGAGCUACGCCCACUAUUACCCCGCCACUGACCAGACGCUGUCCAACAUCCCAGCCUUCAGCCAGAGGAACUGGCGUCCGACGGGUCGGUUGGAUGAGAAGCCUAUUGCGAGCGUGAGGCCGGUUCAGUCCACUCCCAUUCCCAUGAUGCCCCGCCAGGUGGGCAUAGGCCACGCCUCUGGCUCCACCUUCCCCGUCAACUACUUGCAGAAGGCUGGAGUUUACGUUCAGCGUAUCAUCACCACCACAGAUAUCGUGAUCCCGGGCACAAACAGCUCUACAGAUGUGCAAGCGAGAAUCGGUGCUGGGGAGAGUCUUCAUGUUAUCAAAGGAUCGAAAGGUACGUAUAUCAGGACCAACGAUGGGAGGAUCUUUGCUAUCCGUUCUGGAAAGAUGCGGGCCAGUGAUGGAGCAGCACCAAGAGACACCGGUUCUCUCCUGCGUUCCGUCAGUAAUGGUAGAGCAUCUCCGUCGGAACCAAAGCGUUUAAGUCCAGACUCUGUUCAGCAAGUGUCUCCCUCAAACAGUCCGGACCUGCUGAGGGAGCUGCGCCGCUAUACCAGCGAGAGCGAUGCGGUUGCCGUGGGAGACAACAGUCUGUUGCCCCUGGAGACGGUGGUACCUUCAGGUCCAGAUCGGCCAGCCCAGCACAGCCGCUCUUUAGAAGGCCAGGCCAGGCAACUGAACGAUGAUCUCAUUGGCGGCUCUGGCUCCACCCCCACCCUGGACCUCCAAAGCUUGAAGAGGAAACUAAUGGCAGACAACAGGGGCUCCAAACGGACCUCGGCAGCAACUGGAACCCCUGGUAGUUACCCGGGAUUCCCUCUGAGCAGCAGCUUCACGAUGCCAUCGAUGGGGCUUCAUCCGGCCCUGUUGGGCGCUUUGGGUCACAUGACCCCUCCCAUUCUGGGCGGGGCCGGCCGGUCUCAUUUCUUGCCCCAAACGGGGCAGACGCUGGCUGAUUUGCAUACUAUGUUCCCCACUGACACGUUAGGCUCCUCCCAUUCUUCCACGACCACCACAACUACCAUCGCCUCUUCCUCCUCUGCACCUUCGUCGUCGUCAUCGUCGGCAUCUUCCUCCCUCCCUCCUUUCCUCUUCAACCCCAGUAUGGCGAGCAUGCUGUCCGGCUUUUCAAUGCCGUACGGUCAGUCUCUUCUCCCAGACUCUUCUAGAAUAUUCUCCAACUCUUCCCUCCUCCCAGGGGGCGCUCCGUCUUCAGCCCCGACCGGCUCUGCUGCUGCCGCCGCCACCAUGCCCAGCUUUCUUUCCACCUCCAGCCUGCUGGGGGCGGCACUCAGGCAGCCAGACACGCACCCCACCCUCACAGAGAAUGGGGGAAGCAGUUCGGACGAUGAUGUCAUCGAGGUGACCGGACAGUGAUGUGCUGUGAUUGGCUACAUAUUUCCAGCAUUGAUUGAAUGAAUGGAGAAUUCUGAUUGGUCCAUAUUGAAACUCUGUGGAUUUGAAUGCUGAUAAACAGCAGACGAGGCCGUACCGGGUCAAGUGGGUUUGUUUUCUGCAGUAAGGGACCAGAACACGGGCUUCCACGCCGGGAUGAGCCGCAAAAGGAUCAGAGUCCAGUGUAAUUGUCUGUAUGGGCAGGUUGCAUCUGUUAAAAGGUAAAUUUAGAGAUAUUUAGCCGUUUGAUAGAACUUGUAGCAUCACUUGGAUUGAGGAAAAAAAACAUUACGUGAUCUGUUUGUUUUUUAUUUAUGAUCCUGUAAGUACUUUUGUAAGGGGUGGGCCUGCUGUGUACUCGGAAGUGAGGUACAACCAUUUACAACUGCAAAAAGGAAACGAUGGAGGGGGUCUAACAAUAGAUAACAAACAAAAGCCAUUUUUUUGCUUUAUGUUAAGUUCAGUAUUUUAAUAGAGGAGACAAAAAAACAUGAAAACUCAAAGAAUGUAAUUUCAUGUUAGCCUUCGGAGCCUUGAGGUGGAGGGAGACGCCGCUGGGGUGUAGUUUAAUCGUUAUUAGCCUUAUCUGACAUGUGGUUUGUUAUUUACUCUUGUAGCAGAUGAAACUUUUUUUUUUUUUCUUCCUGUUCCCUAGAAAAAAAAUUACGCCCAGCCAGAAAAUUGUGUAGACUGUUAAAGCCCCCCAGGCCCCGCCCCCAAAUCUUUGUCUGGAUUUAUUCGGAUUCGGAAAUACUUGGUUCAUGUAGGAUGUGUGCAUAGUUACUAGUACCAUCCAUCCGUGUUUGGACUACAAAUAUGACCAAAGUGUGAUUUCGAUAUCGAUGUGGAAUGUUCCAAGUAUUCGUGUUCAUGCUGACCCUUCUGUCCGUGCCGUCUGAUUGACGGGUCCCUCAGCCAAUCACUGUUCAUUCUCAGUGCCUGUCGGUGCACUUCCCUCGAACCCCUCCUACCACUGCUGUGUUAUUGGCCGAUGCCCAUGUCAGUUUGUUUUUUUAAUCGGGCGAUAUCUGUUCGUUAUUUGAUACGACUCUAAUUUUCUUUUCUUUAAUAUAGCGAUUUUUGUAUCUUUUUCGUUACGUCUUUUCAGUGGAAGCAUAACUGUUUUCUCUCUGAUGUAUUAUUGUUUUACCAGAUUUAUUUAUUUAUGACGGUUGAUUAUUUUGCAAUUUUUUUUUAUUUUUGUACAUUUUGUCUUCAUUUUUUUUUUUUUUUUUUUAAACGGAAAAAACAGACAACUCGCCCCCGUUCGUUUCCGCCUGUGAUGUCGUACGGUCGAGGUUUUUGUUUUGUGCGUUUGUUUUUCUGGCGAGUUGAAGACCGGUAUCUGUGACCGAUCCCAGGAGAGAACACGCACACACUGUACAGGUAGAAAUCGACUCAUCAGCUCUUGUAUUUAGCCCACAGAGGAGGAUUUAAAAUGACAUUGUAUUUAUUUAAUGUUGUUUUAACAGAAAAUAAAUUCAACUUUUUCUUGCUGUACAUAAAA
Pygocentrus nattereri (red-bellied piranha) is the source of this 6295-nucleotide messenger RNA. It is a transcript of the gene rad54l2, whose product is annotated as RAD54 like 2. Gene Ontology annotation, molecular function: ATP hydrolysis activity; ATP-dependent chromatin remodeler activity; ATP binding. Lineage: Eukaryota; Metazoa; Chordata; Actinopteri; Characiformes; Serrasalmidae. The transcript is spliced from 22 exons. The coding region runs from base 349 to 4770 and encodes 1473 amino acids. Gene Ontology annotation, cellular component: nucleus. The record is from RefSeq and is a predicted model, not a curated record.